Aspergillus fischeri NRRL 181 is the source of this 1035-nucleotide messenger RNA. It is a transcript of the gene vosA, whose product is annotated as protein vosA. NCBI's taxonomy places the organism in Eukaryota, Fungi, Ascomycota, Eurotiomycetes, Eurotiales, Aspergillaceae. The record is from RefSeq and is a predicted model, not a curated record. Bases 1 to 1035 code for a protein of 344 amino acids. The transcript is spliced from 8 exons.
AUGUUGUCCAACACCAGUUCUGACUUCGAGUUGAUCAUUCGCCAGCAGCCCAAUCGGGCGCGCGUGGCCGGUGGGAAGGAGAAAGAACGCAAGCCAGUCGAUCCGCCGCCGAUUGUGCAACUCCGGGUAAGAGAGGAAGGGAGCUAUCUCGCGCAACACUACCUACAGAGCCCGUAUUAUUUCAUGUGCUGCAGUCUGUACGAUGCCAAUGAAGAUCAGCCAGUUCCCGUACCGCCGGCCACAGCUUUGGCAGGCACCCUUGUCUCGUCGCUUCACCGGUUGAAGGAUGUGGAUAAUAAUGACGGCGGAUUCUUUGUAUUUGGGGAUUUGUCCGUCAAAAUCGAAGGGGAGUUCCGACUGAAGUUUACCUUGUUUGAGAUGCGAAAGGAUGUGGUUACCUACCUAAAAUCCAUUAUCUCUGAUCGCUUCACUGUUUCACCACCAAAGACUUUCCCUGGAAUGCAAGAAUCCACCUUUCUUUCUCGGUCCUUUGCCGACCAGGGUGUCAAACUACGGAUCAGAAAAGAGCCUCGCACACUGUCUCUGAAACGGCCGCCACGGCCGGAAGAGUAUCCCCAGCAGCCACUCCCUCGCUCCCCGGACCGGUCCUCGAUGCAGAUGUCGGGGAACGCUUUCACUGGCUAUCCGGCAGCAGGCAGAGAUUAUGCAUACUACGGGACACCGGUCAAACGUCAGCGGACAUCUGUGGAUUACGGGAACAGAGGCAUCUAUGACGCCGAAGGUCGGAUACGCCAGGUGGAUGCGUAUCCACAAACCACCGCCAUGUAUCCGAAUCAGCCAGGUACCUACCAGACACCUAUGAUGCAAGGAUAUCCUGCUGGACAUGCGGGAGUACCAGAUUAUGCGAUGUCCUAUGGGAUCCCGCCAUCCGCUCAAGUGGCCCAGAUGCAGGAUCCAGCGGCCCACGCACGCUCCAGCCAGCAAGCGACGAUGCAAUCUCUAGGAAUGAUGAACCAGCCAGGUACUCCUGUAUGGACCCUUCACAAGCCAAUGACUUCUAAAGACGAUAGCUAA